CGCGUCGUUGAAUACGCGCAGUGGCGAUCCUGAGAGGGCACACCGUUUCGAGGACGGGGAGCAGAGGCUAUUUAGCCUCGCCAAGGCAGAACGCAGCUGGCUGUGAUCUGAAGGAUACAUUCCGGAGUUAGACGGUUGCCAUGGGCCCAGAUCUCCUCUGGAGAGGACUCUUCCUCGUCAACUUGGUGGCCGUCGGUGUCCGGGGUUACUUCCAGGACAGCACGGGACGCGUGGGUGCCGGGGCCUGCUACCGGCUGGAGGAAGGCAAGCGCCUGGUCCUGGACUGCGACGGUCUCUCGAAGCGCUCGGACCGAUUCCCGUUCGCAUGGAUGAAGAACAACCGACGCUUCCUGCCUUCGAGCAGCGGAGACGUGAGGCUAGAGCAGACGCGCCUCAUCAUCGAGAAGGCACGCCGGGAGGACGCCGGUGUGUACAUGUGCUCGGACAUGAUGUCCACCGGAUACGGACAGUCCACCACGGGCCGAGUGCUACAUGUGGCCACCCCCAUUGACCUGGUACCUUUGAGCCCUCGGCUGGUGGUGCGUGACGGCAGCACCAUGCGACUGCGCUGCAACGCGUCGGCCGUGCCGCGUCCCGAGGUGUCGUGGUGGAAGGACGGUGAGCCGCUGCUGGGAGGCGGCCGCGUGCGGCUCAUGCACGGCCUGCCGCCGGACAACCUGCCGCUUGCGCAGCUCGAAAUCAGCUUCAUGGGACCCGAGGACGAGGCGGAGUACUCCUGCAAGGCCUCGCACCCGGCCUGCGAACUCAGCACCACCACCUCCACCAGGGUGUUCGUCAGGAUGAAUGCAAUCCAGACCAAUGAGGAUAUUCCAGGGAAAGGCAUAAUUCUCGACCCAAAGUCUCACACCUUAGCUUUGCAGUGCAACUACACAGAAGCUUCCAACAUGGGAAUCAUUUGGUACAAGGAUGGCGCCCCACUUCCGAAGGAUGAUAAGAAGUACAGCAUCAAUAGUGAUUCCAACACCCUUGAGAUCAAUGACCCAGGGUAUCCAGACACUGGAAACUAUACGUGCGUUGUUGAAGGUGUAGGCGAGAAUGCCACCAUUGUUGUUCAGACCAAUGUGUCCAUUGAGGUCACUGAAGGCUCCAAGAACCAAGUGGAGGGAGACCCACUCACCCUGUCUUGCAAGGCGUUUGGUGUACCGAUACCCGUUGUCACCUGGUUCAAGGAUGACGAGCCUCUGAACAUCUCUGACCCACGCAUCUCUCUGGAGCCACUGAACAACGUGUCCGAUGCCAAGCUUGUAAUUCAGGACCUGAACUUCGACGACAGGGCCCAGUACACCUGUGUUGCCAGCAACGGUAUCAGCAAUGAGACCAUGACAGUCUUGGUUCGCGUCAAGGACAAGCUGGCUGCUCUGUGGCCCUUCCUUGGAAUCUGCGUCGAGGUGGCUGUGCUGUGCGCCAUCAUCUUCAUCUAUGAAAAGAAGCGUGUCAAGCCUGACUUCGAGGAAUCCGACACCGACCAGAAUCCCGAAAACAAGAACUUGUCAGAUCAGAAGGAAGGCCAGGACAUACGGCAAAGGAAGUGAACAGCCGGCACAAAACAGCUGCAGGAUGGCUCAAGGAUGGCCGUUGGCCGGCUUUUCCUCUCUUCUGCCAGCAUCCCACCUCCUUCUCUUCGCGGUCGCUGAUACGGCCAUCCUGUCUUAUUCCCCAUCACAAACUGCAACCACUGCUCGCCUCCUAGUAGUAGCAGGGCUUUGCUCGCAAAAGUGACAAACAGCUGGUAAUUCGAAGGUAAUCGAUGACAGGCCGACAGAACAUUGAUGAAGCUUUCACUGUCGAAGCUAGCAGAUGUUGGCACUGCCACCUCCUCUUUGUUGUCAAGUCUUUGAGAGUAUAUAAAGGCAGCAACGUCAUUAGUCCUGUUAAAUCACCACGCUCUAUUGUGAUAGCGCUGGAACGUACCACUUUUCAGUUCAUUGACUCGCUCUGGCUAUGCAACUGCCGAAACCUGCUCUUGCAUAUUAAGUUCUUCGUAUGUUAGCCAUUGACGCGUUUUCAUUCCCGUUCGCGAAGUACGCUGGAGACUCGACCACAGUUUGGGUAAAGAACAAGUUCUGUUCAGUCUAUGUAGCAACCCUUCAUUUUUUUUUGGUGGCUCCACUCUUGCGCUCGCGUGUUUCACUUGUGUUUUACUAGUUAUAUCUUUGGAUAUUUUUUAGCGGUUUAUUAAGUGGUCCUUGAGGACUCGGUGGUACCAAGUCACUGGCCCAAUCAGUCAUCUAGAUUCUUGUUUUCUUUUUCUUAAUAUAUAUAAUAGGAUAUUAGCAGCUGGCUGCCAUUAGGCAGCACCCUCGGUGAUCAUUCUCACUUCGCUGUUAUGAAAGGCAAAGCCUUUCUGUUAACAAGUUUGCAACACGUGGUUGCUGCUACCUAGUUCAUUCACGCUAAUCAAGGCAAGGCUUUCUCCUCUUUACAUUCUCUUUAUCUUCAGUCACACUUUGAUGAUUCUUUUGUAGAACAUAGAGUACACUACAUAUAACAUAAGCAGUUUGUUUUGCUGUACAUAUAUAUACUAUCCACAGUGCCCAUUCGUGUACAUUGUAUGGUUCUCUGGAAGAAGUGCAAUUAUCUUUGUUAUUAUGUGAAGGCACAUUUGAAUAAAAAUGUUUCAUAAAAUG
Rhipicephalus sanguineus (brown dog tick) is the source of this 2648-nucleotide messenger RNA. Its product is annotated as neuroplastin. Gene Ontology annotation, molecular function: cell-cell adhesion mediator activity. The transcript is spliced from 9 exons. Gene Ontology annotation, cellular component: axon; plasma membrane. Gene Ontology annotation, biological process: axon guidance; dendrite self-avoidance; homophilic cell-cell adhesion. NCBI's taxonomy places the organism in Eukaryota, Metazoa, Arthropoda, Arachnida, Ixodida, Ixodidae. The coding region runs from base 141 to 1553 and encodes 470 amino acids. The record is from RefSeq and is a predicted model, not a curated record.